Messenger RNA from Hemibagrus wyckioides, 2753 nucleotides. It is a transcript of the gene slc25a55a, whose product is annotated as solute carrier family 25 member 55a. The record is from RefSeq and is a predicted model, not a curated record. Bases 705 to 1577 code for a protein of 290 amino acids. Lineage: Eukaryota; Metazoa; Chordata; Actinopteri; Siluriformes; Bagridae. Gene Ontology annotation, biological process: aspartate transmembrane transport; malate-aspartate shuttle; L-glutamate transmembrane transport. Gene Ontology annotation, molecular function: L-glutamate transmembrane transporter activity; L-aspartate transmembrane transporter activity. The transcript is spliced from 8 exons.
UUGGUGUCACUUGUGUAUUCCCCAUUGACCUAGCUAAGACUCGACUCCAGAACCAAAGACAGGGUCAACAGGUCUACAAGAACAUGAUGGAUUGUCUGGUCAAAACUGUGCGAUCAGAGGGGUAUUUUGGCAUGUACAGAGACAUGGGUCCCCCCUGGGAUAGUGAAGGCUAGCCGAUUAAGGCGCAGCCACGCUGGAGGCAAAUCAUUUAUCAUGGUUCUGUCCACUCUGCUCUAUUACAAUUAGGCACAAUUUGUUUAUUUGUUGAAUAAUUGUUUUAUUUUCUUCAUAGCUUCUGAAUUUCUGUAGACUUUCACUUUGUCUAUUACUAACUCCUUUGGGCAUGUACUGUAUAAUAACCUACAUGCCUCUCACCAUUUUGAGAUUAGUUUUCUUUUGGUUUUCUUCUCUCUCAUUAUCUGUCCCUUGCUUUUUAAGAGGGAUAUUGAACUACAAACUAUUUUCUUUCUCUUCCUUUAUGCCUGCUUUCCUGGUUUCUAAUCUACUCAUAACUCAUUCUCUUUUUUUUUUUCUUUCCCUUUUUUUUUUUCUUUUUUUUUUUUGGUAUAAAUAAGUUUUUGUUCUGAAGUUUUUUUAUGCCAAAUCCCCCUCCAUGAUCAUUCCAUUGUCACAUGAGCUUUGCUUAUGUUAUUAGCUCUUCAAUAUCUGUAUUUUUAUUUAUAUAGUAUGGUUCUGUCUUUGGUAUGAUGGUGGUGGGGAAUGGGUGCUCUGUGAUUAAAUCUUGCUACUUUUUGGCUAAUCUGCUGUGUUUUUGUCUUUUAGGUGCUGCAGUGAAUCUUGCUCUCGUCACACCUGAAAAGGCCAUCAAGCUGGCAGCCAAUGACUUCUUUCGUCACCACCUUGCCAAAGAUGGGAAGGGGUUAUCGGUGUUUAACGAGAUGUUAGCAGGUUGUGGUGCAGGCAUGUGCCAAGUCAUCAUUACUACUCCAAUGGAGAUGCUGAAAAUUCAGCUACAAGAUGCUGGAAGACUAGCUGCCCAGCAGAGAAUGCCUGGUAUCCUGGCUCCCAGUAAGCUGGCUCAGACCAACACUGUUCUGAGCCGCUCUUAUAAUGUAGUGCCGAGUUCCGCUGCUCAAACUAUUUCUGCUACUCAGAUUGCCAAAGAGCUACUACACACAGAGGGCAUCCAAGGUCUAUAUAAAGGGCUAGGAGCAACACUCAUGAGAGAUGUGCCGUUCUCCAUCGUGUACUUUCCUCUUUUUGCUAACAUUAACCGUUUGGGUAAGCGCUCUGGAGAUGAUGUGGCGCCAUUCUAUUGGUCGUUCAUGGCUGGCUGUGUUGCUGGUUCGACUGCUGCAGUGGCGGUUAACCCAUGUGAUGUGGUAAAAACUAGGCUGCAGUCCCUGAGCAAAGGUGCUAAUGAGGAGACCUACAGUGGAGUGCUUGACUGUGUGAGCAAGAUCAUGAAGAAGGAAGGACCAUCUGCUUUCCUGAAGGGGGCAGGCUGUAGGGCACUCGUCAUUGCACCUCUUUUUGGCAUUGCUCAAGUUAUGUAUCUUGUUGGAGUUGGUGAAUUCAUUCUGAGCCAAAGGUCAUUUAACCUCCUGUCUCCUUAAGCAAUCAAGAAUUGCCUCAACUGAAUCUGUUCUGGGGACGUGAGACACAAUCAAAGACUAGAGUUAGAUUGACAGCACAGCUGUCAGUUUCCUGAGCCAGUUUCUGGUGUAACUGCACUUCCUGUCUGGUCUGCUCACUCACUUGAGUGCCUGACCAACAUUUUGCACUUGUUAGUAAGGCUUUUGCAGGAGGUAUGAGAUGGUGCUCAACAUCCUUCUAGAAGGAUUUGUAACUGAUUCCCCUCAGUGAGGGACGAUGGCGUCACAGACACGUUCAUCAAAAUGACUUUUCUUUUUUGUGUAGUGUCUGUGUUUUGUAAGUCACUUAUUUUUGUGUUGAUGAGGCAUGCAUUGAAUGCAUUCAUGAUGGUCACUAUUUUUACUAAUUACUUCUCAUGGUAGCUACAACAGUUUGGGUGGGGGUUUACUUAUUGACCACAAGUUCAAUUCAUUGACAUGUUUCUAAACUAUGACAUUGUGGGCACAUGGCUGCUUAGUGGCGCCAGACAUAUUGAACAGUAAAGUUUUCAUUUAAACAGAUUUUCUGGACCAGUUAAUUUAAAACCUGCAUUGGUUGUAGGCGAUAGAUGCUGAAAAAGGCAUGUGCUGCUCUUCAUAGCGAGAACUGUAUCUAAAGCAAACCAUAACACCCUUGUUCUAUUAUUCCAACAUGUUGCUCUACCACAAUAAUAGUACAUAUUUACAUCAAAAAACAAAAACUCAUUUAAAAUCUAUGGAAGUUCAAGUUAAUAUCCAUAGCACAUUCUCUGAAUUAGAUUUAAUGAAAUGGCCUGUAAAUGCAUAGUAAAAGGAGUUACUGAAUGAACAAUGUGUAACUGCAUAAAAUAAAUAGUAUAUUUGUAGAAUGUCAUCUCAGAAAUGUGAAGAUCAGAAAGUGCCAGUCUGGUUAAUAUUGAUUGGAUCAACAGUUCUCUUUAAUAUUUCCAGAUGGUAAGGUAUGUUUUAAUGUAAGCUGCAUCUACCUUCUAAAUUCCAGGGUUAUUAAACAGUAUGGGAUUCAGAUUGUUUUUGUAUCAAGUGUUAAACAGCAUAAACCAUGGUGUUUGCUAUAAAAUGUUUCAUUAAGACUAACAUUUAACAACUUGGUUCAGUUUGUACUUCAAAACACUUCAAAAUACACUUCAAAAUAAACUUGAACAUGUAGCUAGAAAAUGA